AUGGAUAAAUUUAAGGCUGCGCUUGUACUGGCCGGGGUAGGGGAUGCUCUUGGUUACAGAAAUUUCUCCCGACAGGACAAUGCUUUAGGUGCAAAAAUCCAACAGGAGCUGAAAGAAAUCGGAGGGCUGGAGAACCUGGUGCUCUCCCCAGACAAAUGGCCAGUAAGUGACAACACGCUCAUGCACAUGGCUACAGCAGAGGCUGUCAUCACAGAUUACUGGUGUUUGGAGGACCUGUACCGGGAGCUAGUGAAGCGCUAUGUGGAUGCUGUGGACAAGCUCUCAGGGAGGCGGCCAGACCCUGCAACCAUUGAGGGCUGCCGGGAGCUGAAGCCAGAUAAUUACCUUCUGGCAUGGCACACUCCAUUCAAUGAAAAGGGUUCUGGCUUUGGAGCAUCUACAAAAGCAAUGUGCUUAGGGAUGCGUUACUGGAAGCCAGAGAGGCUGGAGUCACUUAUUGAAGUGAGCAUUGAGUGUGGACGAAUGACUCACAACCACCCUACAGGCUUUCUAGGCUCCCUGUGCACAGCUCUCUUUGUGGCGUACGCAAUACAAGGGAAGCCCCUGGUGCAGUGGGGAAGAGAAAUGAUGAAAGUUGUGCCGAUGGCAGAGGAAUACUGCAAGAAGACCAUUCGUCACAUGGCAGAAUACCAGGAGCACUGGUUUUACUUUGAAGCCAAGUGGCAGUUUUACUUGGAGGAGAGAGAAAUCAAUGAGGAGAACCAGAACAAAGCCGUCUUUCCAGACAACUACGAUGCGGAGGAGAGAGAAAAGACAUACCGCAGAUGGAGUUCUGAAGGUCGAGGCGGGAGACGGGGCCACGAUGCCCCAAUGAUCGCCUACGAUGCCCUGCUGGGGUGCGGCGGGGACUGGACAGAGCUCUGCAACCGCUCCAUGUUCCACGGAGGAGAAAGUGCAGCGACGGGAUCUAUUGCUGGCUGCCUCUAUGGGCUGGUGUACGGCCUGAGCAAGGUUCCUAAGGGCAUGUACCAGGAUCUUGAGCAAAGAGAGAGGCUAGAGUACUUGGGCGAGAACCUUUACCGACUGUCCAUGGAGGAAAAGUAA
This is a messenger RNA of Centrocercus urophasianus (Greater sage-grouse), 1065 nucleotides long. It is a transcript of the gene ADPRHL1, whose product is annotated as ADP-ribosylhydrolase like 1. Gene Ontology annotation, biological process: protein de-ADP-ribosylation. NCBI's taxonomy places the organism in Eukaryota, Metazoa, Chordata, Aves, Galliformes, Phasianidae. Bases 1 to 1065 code for a protein of 354 amino acids. Gene Ontology annotation, molecular function: ADP-ribosylarginine-[protein] hydrolase activity; magnesium ion binding. The transcript is spliced from 7 exons. The record is from RefSeq and is a predicted model, not a curated record.